ACACUGUGAUCUUCGAUGGAAACUCCACACUUGACAUUUUGUGACGUUUGUAUAGUUACCGUGUGCCAUUUAUCUUUACUCUGGACGUUGAGGACGCUCAGCGCUUACUUGUUGCGACCGGCUGUUAUUCUCUUAGUUCUCGCUGCCUUCUUUCCCCUUACCCUGUUCUUUGCGUCAUACUGAGGCCUGGUCCACCGAUUCUGCCUUGCCUCCCCCAUUCUUUUGGCUUUGGAAUCAGGUGUCGUUCUUCUGCGCUUCCUUUCUUUUAUUUAUUGCCCCUUUCCUUCGUUCUUCCAACAUGCUCUCAUUUGCGCGACGCCGGUUUUUGGAUGGACUAGAUAGGAGGUAUAUUUAUGGUCGUGUGCCCUUACUUCACGCUAUAAUUUUUCUAAUUGAGAUGGUGAUCGCCGCGCGGCUGGCAGCCAAAUUCAACUCCUAUUAUGCGGAGAGGCCGGUGUUGACUACUAUGGUCACCAACGCUGUGCUUGGUGGAGUCGCAGACACCGUUGCACAGUUGAUCUCGGGCUACAGAUCCCAAGUACCAACUAGAGAAGAAACAGACAGCGAUCUGAUCUCGAUCGAGAUUCAUGAGCUCGAUAAGAGAAAGCCACCUGCUGUGGGAGAAUUGGACUUUGCGAGCAAUCGGCCACCACCAUUUGACUUUGAGAGGCUUACCCGCUUCAUGUCCUAUGGUUUCUUCAUGGCACCCAUCCAGUUCCAGUGGUUUGGGCUUCUGUCGCGAACAUUUCCACUCACAAAAAAAAACCCGACUAUACCGGCUCUGAAACGGGUCGCGGCGGACCAGUUUCUAUUUGCGCCGUUCGGUCUGGUGUGUUUCUUCACUUAUAUGACUAUUACGGAAGGUGGUGGUCGACGGGCCCUGGCUCGCAAAUUUCAGGAUGUAUACAUCCCGACUCUCAAAGCCAACUUUCUCAUCUGGCCUGCAGUUCAGGUUCUAAACUUCCGGGUCGUACCUAUCCAGUUCCAAAUUCCCUUUGUAUCCGUGAUAGGUAUUGCCUGGACCGCAUACCUUUCUUUGACCAACUCUGCCGAGGAAGAGUAGAGAACUCCUAUCUCGACGUUCACAGCAAACUUAUUGAUUAACGCUUACAUUUAUUCCUAUGUUUGUAUCUUUCGUUAUUUUUUUUUAUUUUUUUUUUUUUCUGUUGGUUUGUUUCUGCAGGUCUUUUAUUUUUAUCGAGGCACAGGCGUUAUAUAUAUUUCUGGUGUGUUCGGUUUGCUAUAGUGUAUCAAAAGGAUUCUUCCAUUUUCUCUUAUUUCGUGUCGGUUAUCUUUAGAGUCAAAUUCAUAAAUUGACCUCUGAUUUGGAGUUGGAUGAAUACUCAAAAAACCUGGAAUUCAAUGGGGUAUCCUAGAUGAACAUUGUGGAAAUGUGGUAUAGUAUAAAAUUAUUUGCUAUUACCUCAACAGUUGGGUCGGUAGCUCAGUGGUAGAGCAUCAGAUUGCAAUGUGCCAAUAAGUAGCCAAUUAUCUGGUGGUCGCGAGUUCGAUCCUCGCCCGGCCCUUUUUU
Messenger RNA from Aspergillus ruber CBS 135680, 1531 nucleotides. RefSeq names its product Mpv17/PMP22 family protein. Gene Ontology annotation, cellular component: membrane; cytoplasm. The record is from RefSeq and is a predicted model, not a curated record. The transcript is spliced from 7 exons. Lineage: Eukaryota; Fungi; Ascomycota; Eurotiomycetes; Eurotiales; Aspergillaceae. The coding region runs from base 299 to 1063 and encodes 254 amino acids.